This is a messenger RNA of Antechinus flavipes (yellow-footed antechinus), 2539 nucleotides long. RefSeq names its product forkhead box J1 (gene FOXJ1). The transcript has 3 exons. The record is from RefSeq and is a predicted model, not a curated record. NCBI's taxonomy places the organism in Eukaryota, Metazoa, Chordata, Mammalia, Dasyuromorphia, Dasyuridae. Bases 263 to 1519 code for a protein of 418 amino acids. Gene Ontology annotation, molecular function: DNA-binding transcription factor activity; sequence-specific DNA binding. Gene Ontology annotation, biological process: regulation of DNA-templated transcription.
GGGGCGGAGAGUGGUGGGGGGCGGGGUGGGGGGGGGCCCUUUCCUUCCAGAACCUUCCUCGGGCCGGGGCCGCGCUCUGAGCCAGGCUUGACUGGCCCCGACGUGUUUCCUGGAGGCAGCCUCGAGAUGGAUCCAAGCACCGCCACCGCCACCCAGGAGACCCUGUAAGCGGAGCUGCGGUCACUGGGCCAGAGGACUCAGGAGAACCGGCCCGAGCUCAGCACUUGGAUGUUGAGCCCACCCGCGGGGAGGCCCCCCAGACAUGGCAGAGAAUUGGCUGCGUCUCUCCGGAGCGGGGGUGGUGGAGGAGGGGGGUCUGGAGGAACCCAGCGGCCUGGAUGACAGCCUGACUAGCCUACAGUGGCUGCAGGAAUUCUCCAUCCUCAACGCCAAGGCCCCUUCCCUGCCCCCUGGGGGUCCUGACCCCCAUGGCUACCACCAGGUGCCAGGCUCAGCAGCCCCUGGCUCACCCCUGGCUGCAGAUCCCGCCUGCCUGGGACAGCCACACACCCCAGGCAAGCCCACCUCCUCCUGCACUUCUCGGAGCGCUCCUGCUGGGCUGCAGGCCCCACCCCCCGACGACGUGGACUAUGCCACCAACCCCCACGUGAAGCCACCCUACUCCUACGCCACGCUCAUUUGCAUGGCCAUGCAGGCCAGCAAGGCAACCAAGAUCACGCUUUCCGCCAUCUACAAGUGGAUCACUGAUAACUUCUGCUACUUCCGCCAUGCUGACCCCACAUGGCAGAAUUCCAUCCGCCACAACCUGUCCCUGAACAAGUGCUUCAUCAAAGUGCCUCGGGAGAAGGAUGAGCCAGGCAAGGGUGGCUUCUGGCGCAUUGACCCCCAGUACGCAGAGCGGCUACUGAGCGGUGCCUUCAAGAAGCGGCGGCUGCCCCCUGUCCAUAUCCACCCGGCCUUUGCCCGCCAAACCCCCCAAGAGCCUGAGCCAGGCACCUGGGCCGCGCCCCUGGCUGUCAACCCCGAGGCCCAGCAGCUGUUGAGAGAGUUCGAGGAGGCCACGGGCGGCGAGACGGGCUGGGGGGCAGGUGAGGUGCGGCCCGGGCACAAGCGCAAGCAGCCCCUGCCCAAGCGGGUAGCCAAGGCGCCCCGGCCCACCAGCACCACUCUGCUGAGCCAGGAGGAGCAGGGGGAGCUGGAGCCUCUCAAGGGAGACUUCGACUGGGAGGCCAUCUUUGAUGCCGGCACGCUGGGUGGGGAGCUGGGCGCCCUGGAGGCCCUGGAUCUGAGCCCGCCUCUGAGCCCAGCCAACCGCAGCAACGUCGACCUGACGGUCCACGGGCACCACAUCGACUGCCCUGCCACCUGGGGCCCCUCGACUGAGCCAGCCACCGAUGGACUGGACUUUGAUGAGACCUUCUUGGCCACCUCCUUCCUGCAACAUCCCUGGGAUGAGAGCCACGGGAGCUGCCUGCCCCCCGAGCCCCUCUUUGAGGCUGGGGAUGCCACCCUAGCUGUCGACCUGAACGAGUGGGCCAGUGUGGGUGCCUUCUUGUAAAAAGGCUGGGACCCCCCCUCCCCACACCUCUGGACAUAACUCCCCCAAAACAGGAGCCUCAAGGACGUGCCUCCUCCUCCCAGGCAGGGGCUGGACGGGGCUUCUGAGGGCGGGACAACUUUCAGACCCCUGCUGCCCCUACAGCAAGGUUGCCCCUGGGACCCAAGCCCAAUGAGAACUCGGAGGGACCAGGAAUCCCCUACACACAGUGUUGCUGUACCCAGGUAUCCCGCUGCCUCCAGCAAGCAGGCCCUGAGGCCUGAAUGGCCCCUCUGCCACCUCUCUUUCUCCGUGUGCAUCUCUGCCUCUGUCUCUUGCCCUCUUCCCCAGGUCUCUAUCCAGGGAAAGUUCCCAGGUACAACAAGAUGCUAAUUAGCUGAAAGCAAAUUAAAUCCCUGAAGGCUUCUCCCAGGCAAGGCUUGGGGAUGUGACUUCAGAGCAGAGAGAAGGCUAGUAUGCAAGGAGAGGCCAUGAACCAUGGAGCCAGAAUAAGGGGAAAGGGGGCGGUUCUUGGACUGAGAGGGAAAGAGAUAUAGACUCUCCGAGGCUAGUGGGGUCCAGUGGUGGCCUCCUUUUUAAUUUGGGCCCCAAAUCUUUGAGGCAGGACAAAGGGUACAGAUCGUAGACUUUUCUGAAUCAGAGGCUUGAACCCUGUCCAGGAGGCAUUUGGGAUAAACAGGCAAGUCCCCCCUUCCUGGGGGACGUUGGGGGCAGCUGAGCUGCAGGGCUGGGGAGCAGACUAAUGUAGUGAUUGUAGCUGUAGCUAAGAGAGAAUAGGCUGAUUUAACUGGGAAUGGGACCCCCUGACCCAGUGGAGUCACGAACUAGAGCUCCGAGGGCUGGGGUAUAGGAAUUGGGUGUGGGGGAGGGGAGGGUCCCUACAGCUCCCCAGAGAUGGGGCUGUUGCAGGGGCCCUGUCCCAGCCUGGGUCCCAGUGGACAGCAGCCCCACACUUACCCAUCGGGGACAAUUUAACCUUUUUCAUGGAAAGUUAUUUACAAUAAAAGAACUGAAAACAGA